AAUUUGAUUAUUAAUGAAAAAACUAUUAGAUGUUAGAUGUCAUGCGCUUUCACUGAUUGAAUGCAUUUAAAGCACACGUUUAUUGUGAGACCUGUUUAGUGAUAUUCAGAUGAUUAUGACUACAAUAAUGGACAACAAGAGUAUCAACAAAACACAACAUCUGGUCUGUGAUUCCGGACCUUUCAUUGUCGGCACACAAAUACAGGAUUUUGGACUAAAUAUCUACACUUUGCCAGAAGUGGUGUCUGAAAUUAAAGACGAAAACACGAGACAACGUCUUCAGUUAAUUCCAUAUGAAAUCAAGUAUCGCGAGCCGUCUGACGAAGACAUAAAAUUUGUGGUCAAUUUUGCCAAAAAGACGGGCGAUUUCUGCCAAUUGUCUGCAACUGAUAUUAAAGUAAUUGCUUUAACGAUACGAUUAGAAAAAGAAAUAAAUGGUAAUCAAAAUAUCAGAAGUGAACCACAAAUGAAUAAAGUAAUCAAAAAAAGUGGACACGAAUUGUCACAACCGUUGCCAGGCUUUGCAUUUGCCAACAAAAAUAAUGACAAAUAUAGCAAUGAAAACAAAGAAAUUUCUGAAAAUGUUGGCAAAAAAUUAGAUGAACAUAAAGAAGAAGAAGAGUAUGAUAGUGAAGAAGAUUCAGAAGAAGGUUGGAUUACAUUGAAUAAUGUGGAAGACAUUAGAAAACAAAUGAUAGGAAUCAGAAUGGAUGAUGAAGUGGAAGAAUGUGUAUCUGUUGGAUGUUUGACUGGUGACUACGCCAUGCAAAAUGUCUUAUUGCAGAUGGGAUUGAAAGUGAUAAGUAUUAAGGACGGACUUCUCAUCAGACAAACAAAACAAUUUGUUUUGAGAUGUUUCGCUUGUUUUAAGAUCACCACAAAGCAAUCCAAUGAGUUUUGCAGCAGUUGUGGUAAUAUGCGAACAUUAAAACGGGUGGCACUUACUGUCAAAGAUGAUGGAACUAAAGAAGUUUUUAUAAAUUUUAAAAAACCGAUUAAUAUAAGAGGCACCCGAUAUUCUCUGCCAAUGCCCAGAGGCGGCAAACACACAAAUAACCCGAUUUUAGUUGAAGACCAGCCGAUACCACAACAACGGAAGAGUAAGUUUGCCAUUCAAGAGAAGAGAGAUGUGAAUUGCGAGUCAAUUCUUAAAGAUCCGGAUUAUGUUAACCGAUUGAAUCCAUUUGCAAUCAACGAUGUCUACAGUCGGGGCUCACGAAUCAAUGCAAAUGUUCACCGAUUACGCAAUCCUAAUGAAACCAGAAAAUCGACGGGAAAUCGGAAAAAGAAAUCAAAUAAAUAUUAGAUGUUUUUUGUAUAAAAUAACAAAUCAUUUAAUUUUAUUUUAUCAAUACUUUAAAAUGAUGACUAUUUAAAAAAGCAUUUUUGCAUACAAACAAAUCAAUUACAGUAAUAAAUACAUAAAAAGCACACUUUUAUGUUUAAAAUAAA
Messenger RNA from Oppia nitens, 1452 nucleotides. RefSeq names its product RNA-binding protein NOB1-like. Bases 110 to 1306 code for a protein of 398 amino acids. The record is from RefSeq and is a predicted model, not a curated record. Lineage: Eukaryota; Metazoa; Arthropoda; Arachnida; Sarcoptiformes; Oppiidae. Gene Ontology annotation, biological process: ribosomal small subunit biogenesis; maturation of SSU-rRNA. Gene Ontology annotation, molecular function: RNA endonuclease activity. The transcript has 2 exons. Gene Ontology annotation, cellular component: preribosome, small subunit precursor.